AUGGGUGAGCGAGAGCGGACAGCUCCAGACGAGUAUUAUGUGAAGGCGAGUGACGAGUCGCUGGUACAGAUUUCGUGCGACGCGGGGGCGGUCAUCCUGGGCCUGCGCAAGCCCCGCUACGGCAGCCAGGCAGCAGGCUGCAACUCCACAGACUCGUACCGCAUCGUGGCCGCCGCCUGCCUGGGGGAGCAGCAGUGCGUGCUGCGCUCCUCCGCCGACGUGUACGGCGACCCCUGCCCCGCCGGUACCAUCAAGAGCCUGGAGCUCACCUACUGGCCCUCCCCAUCCCCCUCUGGCAACCCCAUCGAUCCCCAGGAGGUGGACGACAAGCCUGGCUCCUUCUCCAGCCUGUGGGGCAGGUCGGGCGAGCGGUGGAGCCCCGCCGGCAAGCUGACCGACUGGAGCUACGCCGGCUAUGCGGCCAACGACCAGCCCAUUCCUGACUAUCCAGCCAAGUUUAACGUCCAGGACUUUGGGGCUGUGGCAGACGGCAGGACAGACAGCGCUGUGGCUUUCCAGAAGGCCGUUGACGCCGCCGCGCGCUCCCCCUACGCCGCCACCGGGGUGGCGGUGGAGGUGCCCGCGGGCCGGUACGUGCUGCGAAAGGCCAUCACCAUCACCAACAGCAAUGUGGCGCUGCGGGGCGCCGGGGCCGGCAAGACCGUCCUGUACUUCCCACAGACAAUGUCCGAGCUGUUUGGCCCCUCGCCCAACUGGGCCUUUGGCGGCUCAUUCAUCAGCAUCGUGGGGCGCAAGGUCGACUCGGCCGCCCGAGCCAACUUCCUGGCUUCCAUCACAAAGACCGCCCGCCGCGGCGACAGGCGCCUGCAGGCACGCCGCAGCGGGCAGCGCCGCCAGCCUGGCAGACGGGGGCUGAGCGGAAGGGGUUGCGCCUGGGUCAGCAACACCGACGUCUUCCGAGUAGGCCAGUGGGUGCGCCUGUGGGCCAGCAACCCCGGCAACCGCUCCCAGCGCCGCCGCUCGCUGCUGUCGCUGAAGGCCGGCCUGGCCGCCGGCGCCGCCACCCCCGCCAACCUCACCGCGGCGCAGUCGGGGCGCAGGCUGGCAUCAGACGGCGACGACGACAGCUCCGCGUCGGGCGCCCCGCUGCGCCUGUUCCAAGACCCCUACCUUCAGGCCGCAGUGGCCGCCGCCGCGGCCGCGGAGGCCAAGGCCGCGGCGGCUGCCGCCGAGGCGGGCCCCGAGCCCGACAAGGCUGAUGCUCUGUCUGCAGACCCUGUGGCAGCAGCGCUGGCAGCCGAGCAGGAGGCAGCAGAGCUGAACCCUCUGCAGCUGGAUGCCAUGCUGCUAGCGGCUGCGCGGUACGGCUCCAUGGCUCUCGCCGCGGAGAUCGCAGAUGGCGAGUACGACCCCGCCUGGCUGGAGGAGUUUGCGUCCAACGUGGAAGGCGGCGGCGGCGGCGACGAGGGCGGCGACGAGGGCGGCGAGCGGGCCCCCGCCCAGGCGGUGCCCGGCAGCCUGGACUACUACCUGUAUGGCGACAGCAGGGCGGUGGACAGCGGGGCAGACUACAACGUGUUCCCCAAGAGCGACCACAUCCGCAUGGCCUCGCGCGUGUCUGCUGUCGGCGACGGCUGGAUCGAGCUGGAGCGGCCGCUGCCCUGGGACAUGCGGGAGCAGUGGGCGCCGGUGCUGCACAGGUUUGCCCCCACCGUGCAGAACAGCGGGCUGGAAGGGUUCACCGUGGAGUUUGCCUGGAGCACCUUCCCCAGCCACUUCUCUGCCCAGGGAGCCAACGCCAUCGCCCUGUACGAUGCAGCCAACUGCUGGGUCCAAGAUAUCAAGGUGAUCAACGGCGACAAUGGGAUCAUCAUGAGCGGCGUGGACUUCAUCACUGUGGAUCGCACGCGCUUCGAGGCCACGCGCAGCAGGGGCAAGGACAGCGGCCACCACGCGCUCUGGACAUCCCGCAGCGCCGAUGUGCGGUUCACAAGCUUCUGGAUAGAGGGAGGCUGGGUGCACGACAUAUCGCUGGACCAGUUUGCCGAGCUGAUGGUGUACGCCAACGGCGGCGGCACCAACGUCAACAUCGACUGCCACAGGGCGGGCAGCCACAGCAACCUGUUCAGUAACAUCAACUUUGGCGCGGGCACGCGCCCCUUCUGGAGUGGCGGCGAAAAGUCGCGCGGCGCCCACAGCGGCGCCAACAACACCUUUUGGAACCUGUGGGGCGACCGCGCCCUGGAGCUGCCGCCCUGCAGCUACGGCCCCAUGCUCACCUUUGUCGGCAACUUUGGCGGCCAGAAGUCCAGCCGCCGCCGUGAGCUGCUGGCCCAACAGCCCGAUGCCGCGGCAGACCGCUACCAGGGCGAGGCCUUUGUGUCUGCCGUGGCUGUCGAGGGCGGCCCCAUCAUCAUUCCUGAGGAGGAGGAGGCCAAGGCUGCCGCUGCCGGGGCUGAGGCACAGGCCCUGGGCAGCCGGCGGGGCCUGGAGUCGGCAGCAGGCGUGCCGCCGCCGCCCGCCCCCUCCGAGUGGCUGCCAGAGGAUGUCUCGGUUGAGCCCUCGCCGCCCGAGCCUGCCGCACAGACAUUCUACUCUUCUGAUGAGGAGGAGAGCAGCGACGAAGAGGGCAGCGGCGAAGGCGGCGAGGAGGGCACCGCCGACGACGGCAGCAGCGGCGAGGCUGGAGCGCUGGCCGUGGGCGGCGAGUGCCGUGGGGUGGGCUGGUUUGUGGAGCGCAUUCCCUUCAACCGCGCGCUGCCGCAGCUCCCAGCGGACUUGUUCCAGGCUCAGCUGGUGGCCCGCAAGCUGCGCCAGGCGGUCAGCAAGUGA
Messenger RNA from Chlorella variabilis, 2793 nucleotides. RefSeq lists its product as hypothetical. NCBI's taxonomy places the organism in Eukaryota, Viridiplantae, Chlorophyta, Trebouxiophyceae, Chlorellales, Chlorellaceae. The coding region runs from base 1 to 2793 and encodes 930 amino acids. The transcript is spliced from 18 exons. The record is from RefSeq and is a predicted model, not a curated record.